UGAAGUGUAUAGACAGAAACCAAAAUCAAAUGGCAAACCCUAAGGUUUUCUUCGACAUUACCAUCAGCGGCAAGCCGGAAGGCCGGAUCGUGAUGGAGCUGUUCGCCGACGUGGUGCCGAAGACAGCAGCGAACUUCCGCGCUCUGUGUACAGGCAAGAAGCCCGACGGCUCCAGAAUACCCGUCUACUACAAAGGAUCGUCGUUCCACCGCGUGAUCCCCAACUUCAUGUGCCAGGGCGGCGACUACACCUCUCAGAAUGGUAUCGGCAGCAAGUCCAUCUACGAAGGGAAUUUUAAAGAUGAAAACUUCGUGAAGAAGCACAGCGGCCCCGGCAUACUCUCCAUGGCCAACGCCGGCCCGGACACCAACGGGUCUCAAUUCUUCAUCUGCCUCGCCAAAACCGAGUGGCUCGACGGUAAGCACGUCGUGUUUGGGCAGGUCGUGGAGGGUUAUGACGUUGUUAAGGAGAUCGAGAAAGUUGGAUCCGCCACCGGAAGGCUUUCUAAGCCCGUCAUCAUUGUUGAAUGCGGUCAACUCUAGUCAUAGUAGUACAUCUGUUGUCGCACUAGUAGAUCUUACUAUCGUUUUAAUUUCGCUACCUGCUUUGUAUUUUCUGAAUCAUCUUGUUUCAUUUCUUCCAAUCAUCACAUGUUAAUCCCUCUUUCCAAUCAAGUGGAUUAAUAUUUAUCUAGAAUUUUAUAAAUUUGUCAUUUUCAA
Molecule: messenger RNA, 719 nt
Organism: Salvia splendens (bonfire salvia)
Lineage: Eukaryota; Viridiplantae; Streptophyta; Magnoliopsida; Lamiales; Lamiaceae
Product: peptidyl-prolyl cis-trans isomerase
Exons: 1
Coding region: 30-542 (170 amino acids)
Biological process (GO): protein peptidyl-prolyl isomerization; protein folding
Cellular component (GO): cytoplasm
Molecular function (GO): cyclosporin A binding; peptidyl-prolyl cis-trans isomerase activity
Source: RefSeq, a predicted model, not a curated record